CUGAAACGGCCGGGGUGGCGGGGACCAGCGCCUGCCGAGCCCCUCCCACCUUGCCCCGGGGCCGAGAGCGGCGCCCCGGCACCCCCUCUUCUCCCGCCGCCCGGCCAGCGCCACCCCCCGCGGGCUGCAGGGGCUCAUGCAGCCGCCAAGGGAGAGGCUAGUGGUAACAGGCCGAGCUGGAUGGAUGGGUAUGGGGAGAGGGGCAGGACGACCAGCCCUGGGAUUCUGGCCGACUCUCGCCUUCCUCCUCUGCAGCUUCCCCGCAGCCUCCUCCUCGUGCAAGAUCCUCAAGUGCAACUCUGAGUUCUGGAGCGCCACGGCGGGCAGCCACGCGCCGGCCGCGGACGACGCCCCCGAGUUCUGCGCGGCACUGCGCACCUACGCCCUGUGCACGCGGCGGACUGCGCGCACCUGCCGGGGGGACCUGGCUUACCACUCGGCGGUCCAUGGCAUCGAGGACCUCAUGAGCCAACACAACUGCUCCAAGGAUGGCCCCACGUCGCAGCCGCACCUGCGCACGCUGCCGCCGCCCGGGGACAGCCAGGAGCGCUCGGACAGCCCGGAGAUCUGCCACUACGAGAAGAGCUUCCACAACCGCGCGGCUGCCCCCAACUACACGCACUGCGGCCUCUUCGGGGACCCGCACCUCCGGACUUUCACAGACCGUUUCCAGACCUGCAAGGUGCAGGGCGCCUGGCCGCUCAUCGACAAUAAUUACCUGAACGUGCAGGUCACCAACACACCGGUGCUGCCCGGCUCGGCGGCCACUGCCACCAGCAAGCUCACCAUCAUCUUCAAGAAUUUCCAGGAGUGUGUGGACCAGAAGGUGUACCAGGCUGAGAUGGACGAGCUGCCGGCCGCCUUCGCAGAUGGCUCCAAGAACGGUGGGGACAAGCACGGGGCCAACAGCCUGAAAAUCACCGAGAAGGUGUCGGGCCAGCACGUGGAGAUCCAGGCCAAGUACAUCGGCACCACCAUCGUGGUGCGCCAGGUGGGCCGCUACCUGACGUUCGCCGUGCGCAUGCCCGAGGAGGUGGUCAACGCCGUAGAGGACCGCGACAGCCAGGGCCUCUACCUCUGCCUGCGGGGCUGCCCCCUCAACCAGCAGAUCGACUUCCAGGCCUUCCGAGCCGGCGCGGCCGAGGGCCCUGGCGCCCUUCAGCCGCCGGCCGCCAGCCCCGCGCCCCCAGCCCCGGACACCUUCCCCUACGAGACGGCCGUGGCUAAGUGCAAAGAGAAGCUGCCCGUGGAGGACCUGUACUACCAGGCCUGCGUCUUCGACCUGCUCACCACGGGGGACGUGAACUUCACACUGGCCGCCUACUACGCCCUGGAGGACGUCAAGAUGCUUCACUCCAACAAGGACAAGCUGCACCUGUACGCGAGGACUCGGGAGCCGCCAGGCCGGGCGGGGGCAGCCCCUGGGCCGCCCCCGGCCCCCUGGCCCCUUCUCGGCACCCUCCUGCUCCUGGCCUUGCUCCCCGCGCUCCUGGGGGCCGCCUAGGACAGACCGCGGGGGCGGCCCCUCACUGCAUGGGGUCUGGUGGCUUCCUGCUGGCCCCGUGGGCCCCGCGGGGGACAGUUACCUCCCCGCCGCCUUGGGCUGCCUGCUGGCGAGGGCUGGGGGCAUGGGAUGUCUCCUCUUUGCCCCUCCCCCGGGGGACCCGCUACUGGGGGUGGUGGCGACGGGUGCUGUGACGUGUGUGACCUCCAGCUGUGCAGAGAACAAGCUGCCCCCCUCCCUCCGCCCCCAUCUCCGCGCUCCCCACCGUGUGAAUGUGCAGAUCAGAGCCCCAGCCCCCACGGGAAGCCCCCACCCCAUGCCAGAGACCCUGGGCGGGGCAGCAUGUCAAGCUGCUCCCACCCCUGCGAUGCACUGAGAGAGGCCCGGCUGACUGCUGCACACGUACCCCCGGGGCCGCCUGCACCCACGCACGCACACACACUCUACACACUCGCACACACGGGGGCGGGGGCGGGGGCGGGGGCGGGCCCAGGCCCAGGCUGGACCCCCGAGCAGGGCAUCCCUUCCUGCUGGGCCUUUAGGACACGCCCCAGGGCGCUGCUUGGCGUCUGUAGAAAACUGGGGGAAUCCUUUGGCCAAAACGUUGCACCCUCCCCAUGCCUUCCCGCCCGUGGCCUCCCCGUGAGCCCAGGAGAGACCACCAGGCGCCCCCCAGCUGGGCACGGGUUCGGGCCCCCGUGACCGGGCCCCCUACAUGUUGGCACGCGCUCUGAGCAAUGACCUGCUCUGGCCCCUUACUCCCACCGCCUGUCCUUCCAUCCCCCUUCCAGUCUACCGUCCUUAGGAAGUCGAACCUUUGCUUCUAAAUUGUCUACAUGGAGAACGACCGCCUUGAUGUUUGGUCUUCCCCAGCAGGUGGUAAGAUCCAGUGGGCAGGGAAUCUGGGGCUGCAGGCUGUGAACCGGGGACCCAGCGGAGAGGGCUAGCUGGCCUGCCCUCAUCCUCUGCUUUCUCCUCGCUUGCCCCCACUCCCAGAGCCCUGCUCCCCACCCUGCCCACCCACACAUCUGCCUUCCGGGGCGAGGAGCGGGAGGAUAUCUCAACCCUUAGCAUCGGUGGCAGGGUCCCCUCUGGCUCGGACUUCCUCUUAAGCCCCGCGUCCACACGGAGACUUCCCCACUAUACGUCAGCCAGGCUGUCCAUCCGAGGAGCCCCAGACCACUCCCGCCUCCGCUGCUGUUUCAGAGACCCCUAGAGGCCGCCGCGGGCUGGGCUCCGCCCCCAAAGGCGUGGCCGUGCCCCCGAGGGCCCCCUUCCGCAAGCCCUGCACCCCCCAUCACUGUCCCCCCGCCGGCCGCCCUCUGCUGACCCCGGGGACCUCUCAUACACUGGCCCAGGAGGCUGCGGACUGGUCCCCGCCUCCCAUUCCAAGAGGUCCCCUCGGAGCCCUGCCAAGCCGCGCGCUGGGCGGGCGGGCGGCGGGAGUGUGGCCCCGGCCCCUCCCUGCUGGUUUUUAGUUGGUCCCUACGUUGGAAGUAAAAAGUGAAGCACUUUAUUUUGGUUGUGUUUGAUCACGUUCUGCUUGGAAGUGGGGGCCCCUCACUGUGUCCCGCGUCUGCGACCUGUGUGGAGUGUCACCGCGUGUACAUACUGUAAAUUAUUUAUUAAUGGCUAAAUGCAAGUAAAGUUUGGGGGUUUUUUUGUUUUGUUAUUUUC
This is a messenger RNA of Bubalus bubalis (water buffalo), 3181 nucleotides long. RefSeq names its product repulsive guidance molecule BMP co-receptor a (gene RGMA). Gene Ontology annotation, molecular function: coreceptor activity. The coding region runs from base 137 to 1504 and encodes 455 amino acids. The transcript has 4 exons. The record is from RefSeq and is a predicted model, not a curated record. Lineage: Eukaryota; Metazoa; Chordata; Mammalia; Artiodactyla; Bovidae. Gene Ontology annotation, cellular component: plasma membrane. Gene Ontology annotation, biological process: BMP signaling pathway.